Molecule: messenger RNA, 1832 nt
Organism: Mercurialis annua (annual mercury)
Lineage: Eukaryota; Viridiplantae; Streptophyta; Magnoliopsida; Malpighiales; Euphorbiaceae
Product: protein trichome birefringence-like 14
Exons: 4
Coding region: 220-1590 (456 amino acids)
Biological process (GO): plant-type secondary cell wall biogenesis; xylan biosynthetic process; xyloglucan metabolic process
Cellular component (GO): Golgi apparatus
Molecular function (GO): acetyltransferase activity
Source: RefSeq, a predicted model, not a curated record
UGUUGUGAACAGAUCUCUCCAAUCAGAUCCAAAUAUGAAACAACGAACACAUUUCUCAACUCUCUUUCAAAAACACAAACCACACUGCCCAGUCCCAACCUCUGUGUUUGAGAUUACAGCAUUUUUGUGCUGUUCAUUGAAUUUUCACCGUCGUUUGUGUUGAACCAAGGCUGCAAUUUCAACUUAAAUCAAAAACGAAACAGUGGGGUUGAAUUUGAGAUGAAACCCACAAAUUACGUGAGAUUGAGCGGCAGAUACGUAUCCAUUACUCUGCUGAUUCUUGGGUUUGCCACCAUUUUUCUUUGGGCUCGCCAGAAGAAUCUCUUUGACCACCUUACCUUUCUCUCUUCAGACUUUUUCGUUGCCUCCCUAAAAGAUUCGCUUUCUUCUGUGUCUUCGAAUUCAAAGGAGAAUGUUAAAGGAAAAGCAUCUCAUUCUGUAACUUCAAAAGAAAUGGAAAGCCCAAAGAGAAGCUCUAGUGAGUCACCAAAGAAUUUUACUUCCUCAGUAGCACUUGAAAGGGAAGAUACUGAUGGAGAUAGGAUGUCUUCUGCCGAGAUGAAAGCCUGCAAUUAUGCCAAGGGUAGAUGGGUGCCAGAUAGUAAGCGACCAUUGUACUCUGGUUUUGGAUGUAAACAAUGGUUGUCAGAAAUGUGGGCAUGUAGACUGACUCAACGAACUGAUUUUUCCUUUGAGGGGUAUAGGUGGGAGCCUGAGAAUUGCAAAAUGGCAGAGUUUGAAUCGACUCAAUUCCUAAAAAGGAUGCGGGAUAAAACAAUUGCAUUUAUAGGAGAUUCGUUGGGCAGGCAACAAUUUCAAUCUUUGAUGUGCAUGGCUACUGGUGGGGAAUGGAGGUUAGAUGUUGAGAAUGUGGGGGCAGAAUAUGGUCUUGUGAAGGCGCGUGGAGCUGUUCGUCCUGAUGGGUGGGCAUACCGGUUCUCAAACACCAAUACUACCAUUUUAUACUACUGGUCAGCAAGCCUUGCAGACCUUGAGCCCUUGAACAGCACCAAUCCAACCACUGAUGUUGCAAUGCAUUUAGACCGCGCACCAGCUUUCUUGAGACGAUUCCUCCAUCGGUUUGAUGUGUUGGUUCUCAACACAGGACAUCAUUGGAAUAGAGGGAAGAUUAAUGCAAACCGUUGGGUGAUGUAUGUAGAUGGGAAGCCCCUCCAAGAUCAAAAACUUGCAGAAAUUUGGAACGCCAAGAAUUUUACUAUACAUAGUAUUGUCACUUGGCUGGACGCACAACUUGCUUCUCAUCCCCGACUAGUAGCUAUCUUUAGGACCAUCUCACCAAGGCAUUUCCGUAACGGAGACUGGAAUAGUGGAGGUAACUGUGAUAAUACUACUCCAUUGACAGGAGGAACCGGAGUUUCACAAAACGAAUCAAGUGAUGCAGUUGUGUGGAGUGCUGUCAAGGGGACAAAAGUAAAACUGUUAGAUGUUACUGCUUUGUCUGAGCUAAGGGAUGAGGCUCACAUGUCACGGUACAGUGUUAAGGCGACAAAGGGUGCCAAUGAUUGCUUGCACUGGUGUUUACCCGGUAUCCCAGACACUUGGAAUGAACUCCUUGCUGCUCAUAUAUAGAUUGUUUAGGCUGCAUCAAUUGUGACUCGACUACAGAAACCAAACUCCAUAAUUAUUUUUGAUUUUAUCAAAUGGAGAUACCAUUUUCUCAUAAUUUAUUUGAGGAUCUACCACUCCAAUAGCUGGGAGAAGCUUAAGGAUGUCAUUUCUUUAUCCUAAGCACUUAGAUUAACAGUAGAAACAAAAUUAUAAGGAUGUAUGUAAUUCAGUAUAGCCAUUGAUUUAAGGAAGUAUUUAUACAA